Lampris incognitus (smalleye Pacific opah) is the source of this 1921-nucleotide messenger RNA. It is a transcript of the gene tank, whose product is annotated as TRAF family member-associated NFKB activator. NCBI's taxonomy places the organism in Eukaryota, Metazoa, Chordata, Actinopteri, Lampriformes, Lampridae. Bases 553 to 1632 code for a protein of 359 amino acids. The record is from RefSeq and is a predicted model, not a curated record. Gene Ontology annotation, biological process: canonical NF-kappaB signal transduction. The transcript is spliced from 8 exons.
CUGUGAUGGGCAUCUUAUCAGCCAGCUCCAGACCAGCACAGCUCGUCAUAUCCGAGUUGGAAAUACGUGGGGCUUCCAGUAACGAGGCCUCGCCCAUGGAGCUCUAGCCACAAGCUAAAAGUGUGUGCAUGACAAGGGGUGACAGCAGGAACAUGUCUGAAUGGUACACAGCCCUUCAGCAGGAUCACUCGUCAAUUUCGCCUCAGUUUUUUGUUUUUUUGGUAUAUAUUCUAUAAAUAACUGGGGCAAAGCCAAUGCACGAAUGAGUCAUAUUUCACCCCCCAUAUAUAUUGUGCCCACAGGCCCACCAACAACACAAACUAUAUAGCGAGGCUCCUUGGCUACGGAGAUCCCUAUCUAUCCCCUCCUCUAUGCGCACUGUGUCAUCUGGAGCUAGCAGCUGCUAGCUUGUUAUAGCAAUAAUUCAGAUUUCACCCAUUACACCUUAAUUACGUCUUAGUAGUCAGGCCAACAGAGAGCCGUCGCUUCUCCACACUGCUCAACCCCAGGGCUCAUGUCUGCUGUGUCAGUGAUGAUUGUGGAGCACACGGCAUGGAGAGGAACAUUGGAGACCAGCUCAACAAAGCUUUUGAAGCUUAUCGCCAGGCCUCCAUUGAGAAAGACAAUGCUAAAAAGGAGCUACAGCAAAUGACUGAAUACUAUGAGCGCUACACGCAAGAACUUCAGAAGCAGAUAGAGCACCAGCAGCAGUUAAUCUCGGAUCUCGAAGCUCAGCUGAUAUUAACAAAAAAGCAGCCGUCAGGAGAGAUGAAAUGUGAGCUGGCUCCUAGAAAACAGGAAGAAAAAAUGUUGCUGCCUUGCAACCAUCUGCUCGAUGGAACUGGCGCCUUACGGAAGAUACAGUACCUGAAGGAGAAUAUGGAAACUGCUGUGGUUGUUCCUCCUAAAUUACCAGUAAACAACAAUAUUGACAACCGAGACAUGCUUGAGGCGUUUGAAGCAAUUCAAGGGAAAUUCCAGCAGAUACGGUCAUUAACGAGAAGACAGAAAGAUCAUCUUAAAAGAUUUCACGGGGGAAAUGAUACGUCGUUUGACCAGGGGUUCUCCAUGCCCAUCCAGUGCACGGACGGCACAGCAGAGCAGGCAGAGAGGUCCUUUCCCUCGGGGCUGAGGUCACCGGUAGAGAUCCCACACCCCUCCACGUGUCUGGCCUCCCGCGGCGCCAGCCCCGAGGACAGGGACCUGGUGGAAUCUCUCACCAAGCUCAGCGUCAAGUUCCCGCCCGCGGCAGACAGCGAAUACGAGUUCCUGCACAGCGCCCCCGAGAGGCCCGGGGUUCUAGCCAUGCCCAGGGUACGGCCCCUGGGCUGCGUCCCCGCCGAAGUGAGGGAGGAGACGCCCGGGGAGUUGACCGUGCCUUUUGUGUACCCUCCGUCCCCCUCCCACGCUACAUCCUCCUCCACCUCGCUCUCCCAGGAGAGCGUGCGGGGACCCCAACAGCCUCACUGGAGCCCCGAGCUGUGUGACGCAGCCAACGCCGGGAUGGAGCUGGAGAUGGUGCAGAGCGGCAGCCCCGAUAAGUGUGCUUUCUGCCACGCCGUGGUUCCUCCACAGCAAAUGAACAGCCAUCUCUACUCGCAUUUCUCUCACAAGAGCGAAGCCAGCAACUGACAUUGGGAAGCAGAGACUGGCGGGCCGACGUGCCAGCGCCUGCGAGACUUUACUGUAGUCACGGUUUAUUUAUGCCUUUGUUGCCUGCCAUGGAGUACUGUACAUGCGCUGUACUGGAUUUCAAAUGACACUGCCUUUUGCCAUAAGACUUGAACCCAUUCUCAGUCCAUUUAUUUAAUUUCAGAAAGUUGAAUGGUACACUUUCCUGUCCUUUAUAUUUUUUUAAAUAUUACUCUGAAGUUGUACUCUGAUGGUAGACAUGAGUGUAAUAAAGCAAUCAUUUAAUCUU